Messenger RNA from Vicia villosa (hairy vetch), 1880 nucleotides. Its product is annotated as DUF21 domain-containing protein At2g14520-like. Gene Ontology annotation, cellular component: intracellular membrane-bounded organelle. The record is from RefSeq and is a predicted model, not a curated record. Lineage: Eukaryota; Viridiplantae; Streptophyta; Magnoliopsida; Fabales; Fabaceae. The coding region runs from base 1 to 1638 and encodes 545 amino acids. Gene Ontology annotation, biological process: magnesium ion homeostasis. The transcript is spliced from 12 exons.
AUGACGUUGAAGGUGGAACUUAUGAAGACACGGCUUCUGAAGGUAGUCCAGCCUAUAACGGUGGUCAUGAUUCUGAAGGUGGAACUUCUGAAGGAAAAGCUAUUGAAGAAGAUCCAAUUUUUGAAGGUGGUACUUCUGAAGGUAGUGGUUAAAGGCUUCCUACAAAGUGUAAUUAUAUAUAAACUACCCAUUGCAUGUAUAAUCAAUCUCAAGCAUUGUAAAGAAAUUAAUAUGAAUGAUGAAAAUGAACAUUGUUGUGGAACUCAUUUUUGGUUCCUAGUAUUAAUGUGUUGGGUUUUUAUGGCAUUUGCUGCCAUUUCAUCAGCACUUGCUCUAGGACUAUUGUCCUUCAGCCAAGUUGAUCUUGAAGUUCUUGUUAAAGCUGGACAACCUCAAAUCCAGAAAAAUGCAGCGAAGAUUAUGUCUAUUGUUAAGAAUGAGCAUUUAAUUUUAUGCACACUCCUCAUGGCCAAAUCAUUGGCACUUGAGGGUGUUUCUGUUCUUAUGGAGGAAAUGUUCCCAGAAUGGGUUUCUGUCUUGCUUGCAGCUGCCCUUGUCAGCAUCAUUGCAGAGGUUAUCCCUCAAGCUUUGAAUUCUCGUUAUGGUUUAAGAUUCGGGGCCACAAUGUCUCCCUUUGUUCGAGUUCUUUUGCUACUUUUCUUCCCAGUUGCAUAUCCAAUUAGCAAGUUGUUGGAUUAUCUUCUUGGCAAAGGACACACUGCACUUUUGGGAAGAGAAGAGCUCAAGAUUUUAGUGAAUUUACAUGCUAAUGAGGCAGGGAAAGGGGGAGAAUUGUCACUGCAUGAAACUACAAUAAUUGCUGGUGCUUUGGAUUUAACCAUGAAAACUGCUAAAGAUGCUAUGACACCUUUGAAUCAAACAUUUUCACUUGACAUAAACUCUAAACUUGAUAUGCAUACAAUGGGCAUGAUAAUGAGCAAAGGUCAUAGCCGGAUACCAAUUUUCUCUGGAAAACAAACAAAUAUUAUUGGACUUAUCUUGGUUAAGAAUUUAAUGUUCUGCCGUCCGGAAGAUGAAACACCAAUUAAGUUUAUGACUAUAAGAAGAGUUCCUAGAGUUGGUGAAAAUUGGCCAUUAUACGACAUUCUUAAUCAAUUCAAGGAGGGUCAAAGUCACAUGGCUGUUGUCCUCAAAGAGAAGAUAAGAACGGCUGCAAUUGAUACACAAGGAGUUGCAUCAUUUUUACCACAUGAUUAUAUUAGCAUCUCAACUGAGGCAUCAAAUUUGCAAUCAGAAGAAUCAGAAUAUUAUAGUGCAACAUUGAAGAAUACCAUGCUUCAAGAGAGUAGUGACUCAGAGCCACUUCAUAAAUCAACACAACAUGACACAAGUACUUCUUUAGAGAAUAUGGAGUCCUUUCUAAUUGAUGAGGAAGUGGUUGGGAUUAUAACUUUAGAAGAUGUCAUGGAAGAGCUCCUUCAGGAAGAUAUAUUGGAUGAAACUGAUCAAUACAUUGAUGUACAUCAAAAUAUCACCAUAAAAUUGCAACAUCCAAGAAGAGGGUCAUCAGGGUCUUCCAGAAGAGCUUCAAGUUCUCAUCAACAUCAAAGAAGUUCAGAUGCAUCUCGAGUUCGAUUUCCAACCCCAACAUUCAUUUCACCAAUCUCUCCUAACUAACUCACAGCUGAAGCUAACAAUUUUUUUUCAAUUGUUUUUCUCUGUCCAUUGUUAGUUCAAUGAGUGUUUUAAGAUAAACAAAUCACUUCCCUCUUUAUUCUUUCUUUGUUAAAUAUGUAAAUUAUAUAUUGAAAUUUAUGAAGGAAAUAUAGUAAGAAACACGUAUUUGUAUUACUUGGGAAUUGUUAUGUAUUGGAGAAAUUGGAGAAAUAACAUACACGUAUAUAUGCAAAGGAUAAAAA